GCCAGCGGCUGGAGCGGGCGGUGCGGGGUCGGGGGCUGGCGACGGCGACGGCGACGGCGACGGAGAGGACCCGUCGUCAACACCGCCCUCUGCGCGGGCUGGGUCGCCAUCCGAGGAGCCACCAGCCGCGUCGUCUUCAUUGACGCCGCCGUCACCCCCGUCGCCACCGUCACCGCCUGUCAUCUCCACGCCCGUCAUCUCGACCCCCAGCGCCGUGGAGGAGCAGGCGAUCAAUGCGACGCUGCUGGGGCACAGGAGGCGCCGCCCGCAGCUUCUUGCGGCCGUGUCGUCGUCACUGCACUCGCAUCAUAAUACACCGCAUCAGGAAGAAGACCUGGCGUUCGACACGGAGGCUAUGCACGCCGCGGUGCGGGCCGACGCACAUACCGCCGACUGCGAGGCCAUGGGCAAGCACGUUGAGCUCAUCAUGGACGGGCAGACGAUCCACUCUGAGGCUGAGCUCGGCGAGCUGGGCGAUUUGGCACCCAAGUCUCGAGAAUAUGUUUGGGAGGUCAUGUACGAGAACCAGCGGGGUAUCUACAUUCUCGGCAAGUCGUGGUACUCCGCGCGCGGGCUCCUGCCGUCCGACCCAUCAGGCUUUACGCUGCCGAUGCACCUCGCAGGGGACAAGGACAAGAGCAAGCGCAAGACAAUUAAAACCGGGUACGACCUCGAGACGUACCAGACGCCAACGCCGGCGUGGGUGUGGCUCACGCCGUGGAUGGUCAAUAUGAGGAGCAACACGGACGAGCAGGGGUGGCGCUACAACUUGUGGUUCCACCAGAAGGGGUGGAAGCAGCACUCGGGGUGGCUCAACUGGUGGGGGUGGGUGCGCCGGCGCGAGUGGGUCCGCCUGCGGGCUCUCAUCCCGUCGCACGAAAACGACAGCGACGACGACGAGAGCUACGACGGGCCGGUCGAGGAGCCGCCAGAUGUGCUGAGCACUCUGAUUUCGGGCACGGAUCCUGCCACCGAUAUUGUGAGAAGGCUGGUUGUGUACCCCCUCGACCGGGAGCGACUGGAGGCGUGGACCAAGAUGCUGGACGGGGCGAGCGAUGAGACGAAGAAGACGUUUGCGGGUCUGAUCAAGGACCACGAUACGCUCGCGCGUAUCUGCCUGGCGCUCGUGUUCCCCGCCUCGCGGGACGCCUUCCUCGUGACCCUCGUGACGCGCGGCCUCGCGUCCGACCAGCAGUGCAGCAAGUGUAUCGGCGUGAAGGAGCAGUGGAAGAGCCCAGUCAUGGGCGACGAGGAUGGCCUAGACAGCGAUCGCUAG
This is a messenger RNA of Vanrija pseudolonga, 1276 nucleotides long. RefSeq names its product Sporulation-specific protein 73 (gene SPO73). Bases 356 to 1276 code for a protein of 306 amino acids. Lineage: Eukaryota; Fungi; Basidiomycota; Tremellomycetes; Trichosporonales; Trichosporonaceae. The transcript has 3 exons. The record is from RefSeq and is a predicted model, not a curated record.